UUCACAAGCGAAGGGAAAAUGUGAGAGGAGAAGAGCGCGUAGAUAGGUGCGAGAAGGAAUUAUACAUACAACAAGCUAUUUGUAUGUUGCUGCUAUGAAUGUGGACUGUGUUUGCGUGUGAUCAGACCCUCCAGAAGUGUAUGCCGAAUUACUUGGGCUGAACCAACAAAACCAGACAUUUGACUUGUCAGUUUGUUGUGGAUGCCCAGAGAUCAGUUGGACUGCAGAGAUCAGUUGGACAAGUACAUCUAUAACGUCCUGCACAAAGAGGGGAUGCGGAGUGAAACAUUAACAUGGCCUUUUCUUAUUCAUUGCAUUUGGCUUGGAGUGAUGGGAGUUGAUGCCUCGUCGUGGACUGCUGAGGUGCCCAGCUCAGUAUCCGGCCUGCAGGGCUCAUGCAUCGUGAUUCCCUGCUCAUUCAACUACCCAGAACCAGAGAAGAAGUCCUCCAAAAUAACUGSCAUCUGGUUCAAAGACACACAUGAGGUUAUAUACSACCCAGACAGCUCCAYRAUCAUCAAAGACUACAGGGGUCGUACAGAGCUGGUGGGAGAUCUCCGGCAGAAGAACUGCUCUCUCAGAAUCGACCCCCUCCAUCACAGUGACAAAGGACCCUUUCAUUUCAGGAUUGAAAUGGAAGACUAUAACAAGUAUUCAUACAAAGAGGACACGGUCUCCAUUGCAGUGAGCAGCUCUCCAGACCCCCCCUCUCUGUCAGUGAUGGAGGAGGUGAAGUUGGGGGUGGAGCUGUCUGCCUCCUGCUCUGUGUCUCACUCCUGCCCAUCUGAUUCCCCUUUCCUCACCUGGAGCCACUCCGGAACACCCAGUGUCCAAUCACAGCAGCUGACCAACGGCCAGUGGAAAGUGUCAUCAUCCCUGACCUUUACCCCCAGCAUCACUGAUCACAACCAGUCUCUGGUCUGCACAGCAGCAUACAGGGGAGGGAAGACAGUGAAAAGUUCCAAAACUCUCAAUGUCAAAUAUGCCCCAGUGGAUGUGAAGGUUGAGGGAGUGUCCAGUGUGAAGGAAGGAGACUCUGUAGAGCUGAGAUGCUCCAGUGACAGUAACCCUGCAGCCCACAGCUACAGAUGGCACAACAGCAGAGGACCUCUGCCCACCACGGGACCUACCAUCACACUGGAGAAUGUGACCAGACUCACUGAAGCCCUCUACUGCACUGACAUCAACACAGAGGGACAAGGCCACUCCAGCUCACUGAAGCUCAAUGUAGAGUACCCCCCUGAGAUCAAAGUGGGCUCUGCCUGCACUUCAGACAUCUCCAUGGUGACCUGUCUGUGCAUUGUGGAUUCGGAGCCCACCGCCACUGUGGAGUGGUCUCUUCCGGCUGGACCCCUGCCCACCUUGCCCAGACACUAG
Salvelinus sp. IW2-2015 is the source of this 1377-nucleotide messenger RNA. NCBI's taxonomy places the organism in Eukaryota, Metazoa, Chordata, Actinopteri, Salmoniformes, Salmonidae. The record is from RefSeq and is a predicted model, not a curated record.